Molecule: messenger RNA, 2258 nt
Organism: Neomonachus schauinslandi (Hawaiian monk seal)
Lineage: Eukaryota; Metazoa; Chordata; Mammalia; Carnivora; Phocidae
Gene: BTBD10
Product: BTB domain containing 10
Exons: 8
Coding region: 1-1449 (482 amino acids)
Biological process (GO): positive regulation of phosphorylation
Cellular component (GO): cytoplasm
Molecular function (GO): protein binding
Source: RefSeq, a predicted model, not a curated record
AUGCCCAAGGAUGCUGAUCUGGCUUUCAGUGCUGCAUUGUUUGAAAAAGCAGAGUCCCUUUAUACUCUGAUCUCAGAAUUUUUUUCUUGUUUUUGUGUGUCUACCUUGGCAUAUGCUAAAGUAAGUACUCCCUCACGUGUUGCUAAAGCAGUUGACCACACCAAAAUGAGUCUACAUGGUGCUAGCGGGGGACAUGAACGAUCAAGAGAUAGACGAAGAUCAAGUGACAGAUCACGAGAUUCAUCUCAUGAAAGAACAGAAUCUCAACUCACUCCUUGCAUUAGAAAUGUUACUUCUCCAACACGACAGCACCAUGUUGAACGAGAAAAAGAUCACAGUUCCUCUCGUCCAAGCAGUCCUCGUCCUCAAAAGGCAUCUCCAAAUGGUUCCAGUAGCAGUGCUGGGAACAGCAGCAGAAACAGUAGUCAGUCAAGUUCAGAUGGUAGCUGCAAGACAUCUGGGGAGAUGGUGUUUGUAUAUGAAAAUGCAAAAGAAGGAGCUCGGAAUGUAAGAACGUCGGAACGAGUAACACUAAUAGUGGAUAACACUAGAUUUGUUGUAGACCCAUCCAUUUUUACUGCACAGCCAAAUACAAUGUUGGGCAGGAUGUUUGGAUCUGGCAGAGAACAUAACUUUACACGUCCCAAUGAGAAGGGAGAGUAUGAAGUGGCAGAGGGAAUUGGCUCCACCGUGUUUCGAGCUAUUCUGGAUUACUACAAAACAGGAAUAAUCCGUUGUCCUGAUGGUAUAUCUAUUCCUGAACUGAGAGAAGCAUGCGACUACCUUUGUAUUUCUUUUGAAUAUAGUACUAUUAAAUGUAGAGAUCUCAGUGCCCUAAUGCAUGAGUUAUCAAAUGAUGGUGCUCGUAGACAGUUUGAAUUUUACCUGGAAGAAAUGAUCCUGCCUCUCAUGGUAGCUAGUGCCCAGAGUGGGGAAAGAGAAUGCCACAUAGUAGUCCUUACAGAUGAUGAUGUGGUUGAUUGGGAUGAAGAGUAUCCACCACAGAUGGGAGAAGAGUAUUCACAAAUUAUUUAUAGCACAAAAUUAUAUAGAUUUUUCAAGUACAUUGAAAACAGAGAUGUGGCCAAAUCAGUUUUGAAGGAGAGGGGUCUUAAGAAGAUUAGAUUGGGAAUAGAAGGUUAUCCUACCUACAAAGAAAAAGUAAAGAAAAGGCCUGGGGGCCGCCCAGAAGUGAUUUACAACUAUGUCCAAAGACCCUUUAUUCGAAUGUCUUGGGAGAAGGAAGAAGGAAAGAGUCGGCACGUAGACUUUCAGUGUGUAAAGAGUAAAUCUAUUACCAAUCUUGCAGCAGCUGCCGCAGACAUUCCCCAGGACCAGUUGGUAGUCAUGCACCCAACUCCACAAGUGGAUGAGCUGGAUAUUCUCCCUAUCCAUCCCCCUUCUGGCAACAAUGACCUCGAUCCUGAUGCACAGAAUCCAAUGCUGUGAUGCUGAUGUUCCUUGAAACCAUAGCAUGCUACUCUUCACGGUGACGCUGCACUCUCCACAUUCUGCACUGCAAGGCCGCUCUCUUCAUCGUGAGAUGCACAUGCCAAUGUUUAGGAUAUUGCAGUGUAGGCUUUUUUAAAGACCAAAGGUAGCUGAAUGGUUUUUUUUAAAUGAGUACAACUCUAGCAUCCUGAGGUUCCAGUUAUAUAAAUGUAUUUGUUUACCAGUAGGUUUGUGAAAUUGGUUCUUUGUAUGGGGGAACAGUCCUUUUUCACACAUCUCGAUAUUUUCAGAAGUGGUGAAAAUUGGCACCUGGGGUAUUUUCAGCUUAGAUUGAUAUUCAUCACACCCCAGAUAAAAUGUAGAAUAUUAUAUAGUUGCACUUUAUAAAUGGUGGUUAAAUGGAACUGUUCAAGCCAUUUUUAUAGUUGUGAUGCACAAUAUAACUGAAAUAAGUGCUUCUAUCAAAGUAUUCCUUCAGUAAAAUGUGUAUAGUUUGCUGCCUAUGAUGGGCAAAAAAGGAGUAUUUAUCAUUGGGCUGAUUUGAAUGAUUUGGAGGAGACCCAAUGCCCGUAUCUUAUUUCUCUCCAAUGCUGUUUUUGCCCUUUUAGAGUGAGUCACAUGCAGGAAGUGUGAACAUCAGAGGUGGUUUAUUAUCCAGUCUGCCUUACCCUUAAUCUGUUCAGAUAUUUAUUUACUAAUUUUUUUUCCUUAAGAGUUAUGGGAUAGGAAAAUGAAGUGUUUGCUCUUCAUUUACUAAAUGAUUGUAAACUCAAGUUUUUCAUCAAAAUAAAAUUCCACUGUUUUAA